Prunus persica (peach) is the source of this 1685-nucleotide messenger RNA. RefSeq names its product metal tolerance protein 11. Gene Ontology annotation, cellular component: membrane. Gene Ontology annotation, biological process: monoatomic cation transport; transmembrane transport. Gene Ontology annotation, molecular function: manganese:proton antiporter activity. NCBI's taxonomy places the organism in Eukaryota, Viridiplantae, Streptophyta, Magnoliopsida, Rosales, Rosaceae. The record is from RefSeq and is a predicted model, not a curated record. The transcript is spliced from 6 exons. Bases 158 to 1342 code for a protein of 394 amino acids.
AGACCACAACAGAGUCCUACUAAGAAAAUCUGUAUAUCCCCAAACAGCCCUCCGCGUCUCUUCAAAUUUUCACUCCCUACCCUCAGUGCUCCUGUGCUCAUCCGGCUCUGCUUAUCUGCCCUAGUGCCUUCUCUAUCACUCUCCCAGAAAUCAGGAAAUGGUGGAGCCGGUGACGCCCGACUGCGACGAGGAGCGCUCGCUCCUGCAAGAGUCGAGCAAUGUUGAAGGGUCGUGGCGGUUGAACUUCGACGGUUUCCAGGUAUCCUCUGAGCACAAGGAGAAAAGGCCUCCCCGUGGCCUCCAUGACUGCCUUGGGGUUCUAGGCCCGGAAGAUAAUGUGGCAGAGUACUACCAACAACAGGUAGAAAUGCUUGAGGGCUUUACCGAGAUGGAUGCCUUAGCGGAGCGUGGUUUUAUUCCUGGAAUGUCAAAGGAAGAGCAGGAAAAGUUGGCAAACAGUGAGACAUUUGCCAUCAGAAUAUCAAAUGUUGCAAACAUGGUUCUUUUUGCAGCUAAAGUUUAUGCAUCUCUCAGAAGUGGUUCAUUAGCCAUCAUCGCAUCCACGUUAGACUCAUUGCUCGAUCUUUUGUCUGGCUUCAUCCUGUGGUUUACUGCAUUCUCCAUGCAAACCCCUAACCCAUAUCAGUACCCUAUCGGGAAGAAACGCAUGCAGCCAUUGGGAAUCCUUGUUUUUGCCUCUGUCAUGGCAACCCUGGGACUGCAGAUCAUCCUAGAGUCAAUUCGCACACUAGCUUCUGAUGAGGAUGGGUUCAGCUUGACCAAAGAUCAAGAGCGAUGGGUCGUGGGCAUUAUGCUAUCAGUAACUUUGGUUAAAUUGCUUCUGAUGCUUUAUUGCCGCACUUUCAAGAACGAAAUUGUUAAAGCCUAUGCCCAGGAUCACUUCUUUGAUGUUAUAACUAACAUCAUUGGUCUCGUUGCUGUGCUCCUUGCUAAGUAUUUUGAUGAUUGGAUGGACCCUGUUGGAGCUGUCAUUCUGGCCUUGUACACCAUUCGCACCUGGUCCUUGACGGUUUUGGAAAAUGUGAAUUCCCUAGUUGGAAAAUCAGCUGCUCCAGAAUAUCUACAAAAACUAACAUACCUUUGUUGGAACCAUCACAAGGCGGUACGGCAUAUAGAUACUGUGCGGGCUUACACCUUUGGCUCUCACUACUUUGUUGAGGUUGACAUUGUCCUGCCAGCAGACAUGCCCCUGCAAGUGGCGCAUGACAUAGGAGAAACGCUGCAGGAGAAGCUCGAGCUCUUGCCCGAAAUUGAGCGUGCCUUUGUUCAUCUAGAUUAUGAGUUCAGUCACAAGCCCGAGCACGCACAGUCACACUCAUAAAGUGAGGAUUUUUAUUUAUAUAUUACUGUUCCACGUGAAUGCUAGACAUUAUUCGGAACGGGAGGCAAAUGAAACGAAAAAAUGUGUAGAUAUUUGGUUAGGCGUCAAGAACAAGUUGGAUUCUUCUAGUGACAAUGGGAAACAAACAUAUGUAUGGCUUGUUCUCAAUCUCAUGCAUCCUAAAAAAUGAGACGCAGUAAUUUCAACUUGAUAGGUCCAGCCUACGUGCUAAUUUAGACUGCCUGAGCUUAGGUGGGACUUGGAUCUUCUCAAUCAAAAAAAAAACAAAGAAAUAUCAUAUUUGGAAACUGUUUUCCAAUUAAAUAACACGGUAAUUUCAAAA